AUGAUUUUUGUUGGAGCUUUGUUGCGCUUCGCUUGCCCGCUCGCUGCUGCUGCUUGUCGCGCUGGGAGGCGUGUUGAUGCCGCACUUGUUGGUGUCUGCUCCUACUUUUGUUGCUGUUUUUGUUGCCGUUUGCGGCUGCAGGCCCCUAUUGUGUUGGAGCACGUCGCAGGUGCAGUGCAACGGCUGGGGUGUGCGAACACCUCAGAGGGCCUCACCUUUCCGCUUCCUCUACCUCCGCCUCCAGGGGCGCCGAAGGGGCCUAUUUUUGGAGGAGACGUCGACGCCAGUGACACUUUCAAGGGAGGCUCUCGGUGGGGUUUGGUCUGCUCGGACGUGUGUAGUGCCGCGGCCUUUGUAGCCGACGUAGACGCCCCUACGCUGCUGGGGGUUCCAGGAGCCUCUCUUUUUCGCGCAAAUUGCCAAUUUUGUCUGGUGUACCUGAAUGGGUGGCCGCACGUCUUCCUCUGCUCCAUUCCAGGAGUGCCUCUUCGUCCCGGGGAAAUUCUAGUGCAUCACGGAUUCAAUCUUAUGGGAUCCAAGCAGCAGCAGCAGCACAUUGCUGCAGCGCGGGCGGCUCUGAGAAGCAGACUUGCAGCCACUAUUGGCGUAAUGAGGCCACUUCUUAGUCGCUCUACCGCCCGCUGCGUAGCAUAUGAGGGGGCCCCUGCUUAUCCUGCUGCUAGUAAGGACGGGCACUCCAAAGGCGUGCAAGCGCCCCUCGAAGACACCUCCUUGACAACCGGAGUGAGCUCCCAGCUUCGCCCCCAGGAGAGGGCCCUCGCGCUGCAGCGUAUCUACAGUCAGAGGGGCCCCAACAGGUUUGAGAGGUGUGAUAUCUGCAAGAAAGCCGAGUGCAGCGCUUGCGGAGGGGCAACGCGGGCAGCAAUCUCAGGAGAACUGCCCGGAGCAGCUGCGGUGUCAAAAGGAGCAGGUUCUUGCCAGCUAUUGCAGUGUGAUAGCUGCCUCAAUGGAUACCACAGAUGCUGUUUAGGCGCUUCCACGGAGUUUCUGCCUCCCCCCUCUGCCUCGGAAUGGCUGUGUGGCCGCUGUGUGAGCAUGGGAUACCGGGCUGCCGCUCUAGUGGAGACAUCUCCGACGUUUCUUCAAACCUGCGGAGAGGACUCUUGGAGAUCGCCUCUUGAAGGUCCUUGGAAGCCGCAGUGCGCAGUGGCGAUGACGGGGGGAGGAUCUCACUGGCUCCGUCAGGCUGCCGAAGAGGCCCUCUGUUGUGUUCUCCCGUUCCGAAUCAGGGGCCCCGCUCAGGCGUGCCAGGUAGGUCGUGAUUCUGUUUUUCUACGACCCAAUUUUCCCCCCUUUAUGCGUCUUGUACCGACCUUGCCGCUCUGCUUUUGCAGUAACAUCGUUCAGGCAGCUUCUGGUGCUGCGAAUGCUGCAGUUUUGGGAUCUUCAACACGCUGCUCGCAAGAGCGAGGCUCCAUCCAGCAAGCCCAACAACAGGAGCAAGGCGAGCACGACACGUCUAGCAUUGAGAAAGCGUGGAAAGCGUGGCGUGGAGCACAUCAGCAGCACAAGGAAGCUUGGGGCCUUCUGACUCCAUGUAUCCACUGCUUCGCUGAAAGACAUCGCCGAAUAGAGCAUCAGCAAAAGCAGCAGCUCAAGCGGAUAGGAUUGCUGCUUCGUUGGGCCCUCUGCGUGUUGCAGCGGCUCAAUGCUGAGGAGAGGGCCGUUAAGGAAAUGUGUUGGCUCCUCAUGUCAAGGCGGGGGGAGCUGGAAGGAGCUCUUGAGGGGGGGGCCCCUGAGGCGUUCUUUGAGAAAGCCCCUUGUCCUGGUGCUCUGGGGGGGCCCCAAGUCGGCCCCUUCACUCCCGCCACGUAUGCGAGUACCCUCGGUUCUGCUGCUGCCAAGGGGGGCCCCACCCCACCCGCGCACAGGCCACACCGCAACGGCGCGAGUGAGCGCCUCCCGUGCGGCCUCGCCAAGGAGGGCCCCCCGCAGCUAAGGGGAGGCUCGCGUUCCUCAAAGGGUCGUGAGAAUCCGACCGCCGAGGCGCUUCAGCCAGCAAAGCGCCAACGACGGGGGGCCCUGGCUCAAUCAGGGGCCCCUCAGGACGGCUGUCCAGUUGCGUCGAGCGCUGCGGCCUUCCGUGGGUCACGAUGCAGCAGCAGCUCCCUCCGGGGGCCCCACCCAAAAGGGAUCAUUCCGCCGCUUAGUGUGGCAGAGAGAGACAGAGGCCUCGCAGCCAAGGCAAGAGCCAUGCAUCCAGGAUUGAAGGGCCUCUACUGGCAAAAUGAUGGAUGGGGCGGCUCGAAGUGGGACUCGCACGAGAAGCGACAGCUGUUUCGAGUGUCUGGGGAAGCCCAGCUAGCUACUCAGCUAGCGGCGGCCUGUGAAUUCCUCCGGCAGCACCAACAGCAACAGCAGGAUCGGCAUAGACUGCCUGCAUCCACCGACGACUUGACGAGCCCCCGAGAAGGUGCCCCUGCUGCAGCGGACGAUGCGCCUGAGCAAGACGCGGAGUCGCUUGAGGAGCAAGUAAAGGCCCUCAAGCCGUUUGACUACCCCUGCAUCUCCUGGAGCCGCGUUAAGAAGUGUUUCUGCCUCAGAGUCUUCCAGCUCAUAGAGUCAAGGUCCCCGCAGCGGCCAUCUGGGGGCACACACGAAGGCCUCCACGAGGGGGACGGGGCCCCUCUAGGGGCCCCAAGAAAGAGAAGAGGCAAGCUCCUCUACAGCAGGACGUUCAGCGUUAAAGCCUACGGGGGUGUUCAAGAGGCCCUCGCGGCUACGUACGAGGUUGCCAGGGCGGUAGGGUACGAGCCUCUGGAGAACGCAAGGGCAGGCCUCAGAGGGGCCCCCCCUUCCGAUGGAUCUUCUGCCGUUGCAGACAGUGAGCAGGCACCUGUUCAGGCCCCAGAGGGCCCCCAGCAGGCUGCAGAAUCGGCUGGAAAGGAGCCGCUCCCGCCAACUCGGGAAGCCCCCUCCUACCUGGGCUUUGAGAAAAUUCCGGUAGGACAAGAUAAGGAAAAGCGUCUGACAGACAGGCGACCGGAGGCAUGCACUGAGCCUUGUCGUUCCUCCGUUGGAAGCAGCUCCGAAGCGCCGCCAGAAAGGCUGUCCGAGGAGAGACACGAACAAGGGCACUCGCACAGAGCCUGCAUUGCGAACGCGGCCCCCAGUAAGGACGCCACUCCUGGGGCAGAAACUUCGAGAGAAAAUCUCGGCAAUCCUGGAGAGUCACGCAAUCGGGAGGAGGCUCCCCUGGAGGGGUGUCGGGCCUCAAAUGGACGCUUCCCUUACACUGCUUGGAGUGCCUCCAUCCUUGCAGAUGCGUCUGGGCAUGGAGAGUCCGUCUCGCGCCUUGCAAGCCCCCGUCGAAGGUGCCUAGCGGAGGAGGCCUCCAGAGACUUCUGGAGGCAUCCCUCAAGUCGGUCGCUAGUUGGAAGGCAGGUCGAUGAGACGCUGAAGGAGCGUAGGAGUGGAUACCAGCAGCAGUUCCUCCCCCCAUCCAGAGCACCAGACGAAUCGGAGGAGACGCAGGCCCCUUGUGGGGCCCCUCCCAAGGUGAAGGAUGGAACGGCCAGGCCAGAGUGUCAAGGGCCCCCUUCAGACAACAGUGACAGCCCCAUACAUGCGCCAACGUCAGCCAGGCGUGUGAGGAGGCCCUCCAUACAUGCGGAAGGCCCUCCUCCGAGGCGUCAUACGUUGUCGCAAUCUCCUCAGAAGCGAUAUUGGCUCAAGGAUUUACCCGAGGCGCUCGGGGAGAAGGACCCCACGCGUCAUGGCGAGCGGCUUCCUCAGGAGCUUGCUCGGCACAGAGAGGCCUCACAAGAGCGCGAAGAUGCACAUAGGGGAUGCCACCGGGUGCUCCCGUUGGAGCCUCGGAGAUGGCGCGGAGCUGGUUCCCCUGCAAUGCCGUAUGGCGAGAAAGGUUCCUCUCCCAGGGGAUACUAUCCUCCUGCGAAGGCGAGAGAAGAGGGCCCUUCUUCUGACAAAGCUGCGGAACUAUUCGCAAGGGACCCGCGGCGUGGAUACACCCCUUGCGAGGGCCCCUACAGGGAGGAGCUUUCAGGGAGACGGGCACCUUGCUCUGACUCCUACUUAAAAAAGGGGAUUCUUCAAGAGGCUUCCGAUGGGGAACAUCCUAUAGGAACGCUAGAACUAGAUCGCGAGGCCUCUCCAGCCAUCGCUCACGGGAGCGUCAGGAGCUUCCUCCUCGCUCUCCACUUCAUAGGCGGCGAGAACAGGGGUACAGCCGCCACAGGUACUGCAGCCUGCACUCCAGCAAUACCAGCCGCAAGCGCAGCAGCAGCAGGAGCACCAGUAGGUCUCGUGCAUGUCUCUGGAGACGCUCCUUUGACUCUUGGGCCCCUCCGGCAAGAUGUCAGAGGCAGCAGCAACAACGACAGCAACACAUGGUCCGUCUUAGCAACCAGAGCCCAAGGAAAAGGACUCCCCGCCGCAGCAGUUGCCAAAGCAGCCGCAGGCGUAGCACCAGCUACAGCAGGGGUUCGGAAAGUCAAUCUCGAAGAAGGGGCUUCUGGGGACCGACAAAUCCUAACAAGGACCCUAAGGGGUCCUUCACAAGGCACGGUGAAUCCGCAAAAGCAUGCGAGACUCACAACAGCCCCACCGACAGGCCUUUCGAAUGCAGCAGCAGAGGCAGCGCUCAAUCAAGGGGGGAGGCGCUUCAUCGAUACAGAAUUUCUCAGUCCCGCAUGA
Molecule: messenger RNA, 4677 nt
Organism: Cyclospora cayetanensis
Lineage: Eukaryota; Apicomplexa; Conoidasida; Eucoccidiorida; Eimeriidae
Exons: 10
Coding region: 1-4677 (1558 amino acids)
Source: RefSeq, a predicted model, not a curated record